UUUUAUUUUUCUUUCUUUUACAGACACUCACACAGUCAGGGGAAGUUUGUGUUUGGGGUAUAGAGGAUGGUGCUUGUGUCAGCAGGAUUUAUCUGAAUAUCCAAGCAACAGUUCUGGCCUGCUCUCCUUCCUCCCUCUCUGCGGCUGUGGGGACCGAGGAUGGCCUUGUCCACUUCCUCGACGUCCGGGAUGUCGAAUCCCCUCGUGAAGUUCAUAAGGCCUUUCUCUCUGAAUCACCUGUGCAACACCUCCUGUAUGACCAGAGAGGAAUGUAUGUAUUAGUUGGAACAUCAGAAGGACACAUCUUUGUUAUCAAUGCCAAACCCUCAAGUUCAUUUGAGAUUCUUGGAUUCAUAGAGAUGGGCAAAGGCAUUUUACAAAUAUCCACAGUGUCUCCUUUGGAAACAGACAUAGUAGAAGUGAUGGUGCUUUCCCCAUUUCCAGAAACAAGAAGAAGCAGACUGGAAAUAUUUUCUCUGCCUAAAAUACUACCAGAAGUUUCUGCAAGCUUUGCUGAUGAACGAGGGAGGCUGAGAGAUGAAUUCAUUCAUAAGUUUGUGUACGAGACAGAGCACACUUUGUCCUCUGCGGUCUUGAACUUGCAAAGUAACCGAAUAUACGGCUUCUGUAAUCAAGUGCCAUACAUCUGCAGCUAUCUUCUUCCUGAAAAAGAACAUAGUGGUGUUUACAUUCUUAAGCCACACCAAAAAAUACAAAGCAAACAAUAUGGACCUGGAAUGCUCUCUCUGUCUCCACAUGGAUUGUGGCUCAUAACAAUAGCUAAAUGUGGAAUUCUGUGCAUCCGAGAUAUUCAUACUUUGGAAACAUUUACUCGGUGUCGGAGUCAUUCUCACCAGGGGCACGGGAUUCAAUCAGUGAGAAUUUCAAUGGAUGGACAAAGCAUUCUGGUGAAUGGGAGAGAUGACAACACACUGGUUAACCUAAGAUGGAGGCGGUUUGGAGGAGUCUUAGCCAAUGAUAUUCUUGAAUAUAGCCAGCAACUUACAACUUACCUGAAGACCAUCAUGGAUGAGGAGAAUAAUUAUUUAAGUAUACCAAAAAGAGAAUCCUUGGAUUUGGAAUCAGAAUCUGAACAUGCAGUAAAUGAGAAUAUGCAGUUAACCAUUGACUCAUCACAAGAGGAAUUAGUCAAAGUUGAUCAUACAGAAGAAAUUCCAUGGAUACAACAGAAAAGCCAAGAGGCCAUCAAAAAGGAGGUUAAAUUGUUUUCCAACAAAAGGAGAGAGAUAAAAAGAGGAAUCAAAGCACUCGCUAAAACUGUUCAGGACAUGAUGGAAGAAAAUGAAGCAGUAGAUGAUAUUGCAAAAUUAGAGCAACAAGAAUUUGGCCUGGAUCUUGAAGAACUGGAAAGGCUGCAUAAUGAAAAUGAGCAAGAGGUGGCAAAGAUAAGAAAGGAUGUUGAGAUGCAAAACCUAGCCAAGAGAUAUUUGUCUGAAAUCAUCAAAGAAGAAUGCUGGAAUUCGAUGUCUGUGAAAGGCCGAUCUCUUAAGUGCUUUCACAUCCCCUAUGUGGUUGAGAACUUCCCAAUGAAAGAACGCACAGAUGAAGAGUUGAAAGAAUUGAAGAGAGUUGUGCAGCAAAAGAAGAUUGAAACAGAGUGUCUUAAACUACGGAAAGAAGUUGUAGAGGUUCAGUCUGCAAUUACCUUGGUUAAAAAGCAUCAUGAAGAGGAGGAUGAAGAAGAGGAAGAAGAUGGGGCAGUAAAAGAUAGCAGCUUGCCCAAUUACAUGCUUGGCAGUCUGAGUACUGAUUUUAGGGUACAUACCUCUUUAUUGUCAAGCCAGUUGGAACUUCAUUCCAGAGAGGAGAAAAUCAACCAGAUUAUAUUGCUGAAAGAUAUUAUUUACAAGGUAAAAACAGCUUUCAAUAGUGAGUUUGAUGCUGCAUAUAAACAAAAAGAGAUUGAAAUUGCACGUGUGAAGGAAAAAAAUGUAAGGAUUAAAGAAAUUAUUUUAGAUCUGGAGUUGAAAGAAUCAGUCUGGCAACCAGAAUUUGAGGACUGUGAGAAGCCAGAGAGAACCCUUGUUGUGGAAAGUAGUGAGAUUUCAGCUCCAAGACAUAUUAAACCGUGGCAAAAAGCCAAGGCAGACUUGCUGGUGACCCGUGAAAUGGAGCGAUUGCUUCUGACACGGGGCCCUGACUUAAGACGCCGAGCCCUCAUGGACAUGAUGGGAGGAGUUCUGGAAGUCAAGAAGGAAGACAUUUUGAGAAUGGUGAUUCCUCAGCCUGCUUUCAUGGUAAAACCUGAUGCUUUGUGGUCUGAAGAAGAAAGGAAACACUUCAAAGAGUAUGAGAAAAAAGUCAAGGAGUUGAAUGAAGAGAGAGAUAAGUAUAGAAAGUCUUUAGAAACAGAAAUGAAGAAACUUCAAAAUUCUAUUCAAGAAAGCACACAGAAUUUUGACAAACAUUUGAAAAGACUCUUUGAAAGGAGAGUGAAGGCAGAGAUGGUUGUCAACCAGGAGGAAUUGAAAAUAAACAACCUUGUUUUCUCUUUACUGUUGGAUGAAGAAAUAAGCUCCAGAGAAACAUUCCUGAACAACUACCUUGCAAGGAAGCAGGAGGAGAAGAACCAGACCUCAGAGGCCGUCCGGAAGUCUAGAGAAGACCUGGAUAUGUACAAAGAACACUAUGACAACUUACUGGCGGAAGACAAAGUUCUGGAUCGCAGCUUUAAAAAGGAAUUUUCUGAAAUUCCCAGUCAUCAGGUGGAUAUACUCUACAAACUUUUUAAACGCCGACCAAGGAUUCACAAACACAAAGUACAUGCAGAAACAACCAGUCUUGUGCCUUUUGGAGAGCGACCAGGAUCUGGGAAAUUGAAUAAGGAUGCCUUUGCCCAGUUAAUGAAAGCCAUGGAUGACUUGGACAGUAUUAAUAAUAUGCCAGAAGGCUUGGACACCUCCGUCUGGGAACAUUUCUGCAUGACCAGAAGAGGAAAAGUGGAAAAUGAACAGAAAGUAAAGCAGAAAGCUGCUGGUUUAAUAGAAAUGGUGGCUUUCCUCCGGAGAAGAACUGAGGAUGAUGAGAAGGUGCAACAUGAAAUUGAAAAAGUGUUCCAUGAGCUCAUCCUAUUACAGGAAGACAAAGUGAAAUUCCAGUUGAAUUUGACGAUCCAAAUCCUCCUUAAACAAGGACAGGUAGAACUGGAGAAUUUCCAGUUAAUGCUGGAUUAUUCUGAUGCAAUCCUCAUCAACAAGGUCAUAAUUGAAGACUUGAAUUCUGUGAUUCGGGCUCAAGGACAAAAGAAAGUUGCUAGCAUGAUGGAAAGUAAAGAAGUCCAUAAAGGAAUAUUUCAGAUUGAGUGGGAACAUAAGAAGAUGGAGAUGGAAAUGGAAGAUCUAAAUCAGAAGGCUUGGGAUAUUCAGAUGCUGUUUUUUUCAAGAGAUCGUCAGAAGUACCUAAGUGAACCAAACUAUGAGACUCUGAUUGCCAUUCAGAUUGGAAUAAUGGAGCAGACUAUUGAUGUUUUAGAUAAGACUCACAAAAAGAAUGUGGAGAACUGCAAAAAGCUGCUUAAAAAGCUGAGAAGGUUCAGCAAUCAAAAAGAUAUAGCAAAUUAUACCCUAAGUUGCAAUUUACGAGAAGAGCUGGUGGCUGUCUCAGAGAGAAAAGACAUCUGUAAUGCAAUGGGGUCUAAACUGACUUGUGAAAAGAUUGCCAAAGAACGAUACGAAAACAUGAUGCAACAACAAAAGUUAACAAAAAUUUCAAAAGAACAAGCUGAGCAGAUUUCAAUACUACAGGCUGAAGUUGAAAGAUUAAGAAUGAAAACAUUUCCUGCUCUUGUUCAAAUGUAAAAAUACUGUGGAAAAUGUAAGACCAAAUCAAUAAUUUUUAAAAUAAUUUCAUUUGGUUAAAAUUAUUUGUUUCUCUUAUAUCAGAAAAUUUAAGUAGAGUCUUCUCUUACUGACAUAUUUUUUAUAGCAAAUUGUUUGAUUUUAGUCUUACUCACUAUAAAAAUGUUUGUCUUGCAUGAAUAAAUGUCUAAAAUAACAUGAAUUAUUCUUAUUCAAGAAUGAACAAGAUUUUAUCUCAGAAUAUAUUUAAGAUCUAUUUUAUUGUCUUAAUAAUAUUUUCACAGUAGUAGUAUAGACAGUCUUAAAGACAAAAAAUUAUUUUUAGCCACUACUGCCAUUUCUAACUUUAUAAAAUUACCAGAAACAUUAUGAGAUUAUGAUUUUUAUCUUUUAUAUUUUUCUGUAUUUCCCAUUUUCUUCAGUAAGCAUUUCUCUAUAAUUGGCAAAAAAUUCAUAGAAUGUUAAAGAUUAUUCCCUCUGCUGUCAGUGUGAACAAAGUGGUUUACUUUUACCAAGCCCUAAAUCAUUUGUAAAUUACAACAUAUUUUCUAUGUAAGCAUUCUACAUAAACAUGACAUAAUCAUCUUUA
Molecule: messenger RNA, 4407 nt
Organism: Odocoileus virginianus texanus
Lineage: Eukaryota; Metazoa; Chordata; Mammalia; Artiodactyla; Cervidae
Source: RefSeq, a predicted model, not a curated record